AUGGCUGCCUCAACCAUGGCUCUCUCCUCUCUUUUUACUGGACAAGCAGUGAAAGUAGCUCCAUCUGGUUCUGAGCUUUCUGGGAAUGGACGGGUUUCAAUGAGGAAGACAGCAGCCAAACAGGUUGCUUCUGGAAGCCCAUGGUACGGCCCUGACCGUGUCAAGUACUUGGGCCCAUUCUCCGGCGAGGCCCCAAGCUACCUGACUGGUGAAUUCCCUGGUGACUACGGCUGGGACACUGCUGGGCUUUCGGCAGACCCCGAAACCUUUGCCAAGAACCGUGAACUUGAGGUGAUCCACUGCAGAUGGGCCAUGCUUGGAGCUCUAGGAUGCGUCUUCCCUGAGCUUUUAGCCAGAAAUGGUGUCAAGUUCGGUGAGGCGGUCUGGUUCAAGGCUGGAGCCCAGAUCUUCAGCGAGGGUGGGCUUGACUACUUGGGCAACCCAAGUUUGGUUCAUGCCCAGAGCAUCUUGGCCAUUUGGGCUACACAAGUCAUCUUGAUGGGUGCGGUUGAGGGUUACAGAAUUGCCGGUGGACCCCUUGGUGAAGUUGUUGACCCACUUUACCCUGGUGGUAGUUUCGAUCCAUUGGGUCUUGCCGAUGACCCAGAGGCUUUUGCAGAGCUGAAGGUGAAGGAGAUAAAGAACGGUAGGCUAGCCAUGUUCUCUAUGUUUGGAUUUUUUGUUCAAGCCAUUGUGACUGGAAAGGGACCAUUGGAGAACCUAGCUGACCAUCUUGCUGACCCUGUUGCCAACAAUGCUUGGUCAUAUGCCACAAACUUUGUCCCUGGAAAAUGAACACUAUUGUUCUUGAGAGAGUACUCUUUUAGGUGAAAUCUGUUGCCAGUUUGUUUGUGAAUUAAUAAAUAGUAGUAUAUAU
Cynara cardunculus var. scolymus (artichoke) is the source of this 877-nucleotide messenger RNA. RefSeq names its product chlorophyll a-b binding protein of LHCII type 1. NCBI's taxonomy places the organism in Eukaryota, Viridiplantae, Streptophyta, Magnoliopsida, Asterales, Asteraceae. The coding region runs from base 1 to 795 and encodes 264 amino acids. The transcript has a single exon. Gene Ontology annotation, biological process: response to light stimulus; photosynthesis, light harvesting in photosystem I. Gene Ontology annotation, cellular component: chloroplast thylakoid membrane; chloroplast envelope; plastoglobule. The record is from RefSeq and is a predicted model, not a curated record.